Amoebophrya sp. A25 is the source of this 2061-nucleotide messenger RNA. NCBI's taxonomy places the organism in Eukaryota, Dinophyceae, Syndiniales, Amoebophryaceae. The record is from the annotation of a GenBank genome assembly.
AGCCCUGAAUUAUGGAUCAGGUCGACACAACGUUCUCAUGGGGUACUUACACUGAUAUUGAGAGGCUUCAACGAUAUAAAGAUAUGCUUGGGAUGACUCCUGAGGAAGUCGUAAAGAAUUUUACCUGACAUUUUCUGAUUCGCGACUAGUAAAGCGUAGAACAAGGGACCGCUAUAUUACCUGUCUAUCUAGUUUUUACCCUAUCUUUACAUUAGCACAAGAUGUUUUCCAGCGCAAAACGACGGCGUGUCGACCGAAGCUUUACCGAACGUUUCCGAGACACUUUUGAAGUUGUUACGUCUCGCGGAGCGUGUCUCUCUUUUUUACAACAACGACCGGAGAUCGAUAUCAGGGUGAGCGCAAACCAGGAGGGUCCUUCGACUGCUGCGUCAGACGCAUCGCAGCUAAAAUGCCCUUCAGGUUCUUCUUCAGUACUAGAAAUACCGUCUGCGGCGGAGGGGAUCAAAAGCCCCAGUGAUUAUAAAGGAGAUGGUGAUCGUAGUCCAUCACAUGCGAACAAUGAGGCAAACAGGAGCACAGGAAAUGUUGAACGCCCUUUGAAGCUCGAAGAUGAACUCACAAGGAGGACGUCUGCCAAGAGCAUAUUUCAAUCUGGUGAUACAUCAAGAAGUCGUGAAUGCAAACUUCUCGCCGAACAACAAGACGACCCGUUACAUACUGGUUGCACGGUAUGGGAGGCUGCCGAGUUGCUGGUCGACUUUCUGGUGCACGGUGACUUCUUUACGGAAUACUACUAUCCGCACAUAUUGGAGCUAGGCGCAGGAACGGGCGCGGUCGGACUUACUGCCGCAGCUGUCGUCCCAUGCGAAAAAGUCUUGCUCUCCGAUUUACCUAGUAUACAACCCCUUCUCGCACGCAAUGUUGCCCGCAACUCUUUUCUGCGGACCGAGUACGGGGUGCGGGCAAUCGCUGGUGUGCUCUGCUGGGGAAAGGAUGGACUUCUUCUGGACAAGACAGAUAAAAAAGAUUGUAGUAUGACUAGUCCUGUGCAGCUCAGCACUACCUCCAUCUGUUCCUCUAGUACGAGAGGAGACUCCUCUGGCAGCUGUGAAAGUGAUACCUCAGCUACUAGGACAUCAUCUCCAGAUUGUGCUGCGAUGGAAGAUGUGCAUGAUAAAAUUGAUUUUUCUAGUGCUUCUUGUAGCGGACAAAGAAGUGAGCCUAUAGAAACAGCUGCUCAUAUGGGUGCGUGCGUAGACUUCCACAGUCCGGCGUCUACUGUGGAAAGUCCAAGCGGGGCCAGUGCGGUCUUUCUGACUGCAGAGGAAGCCGAGGUAGCAAACGCGGUGAAGGCACGGCCCGACUUGUGUCUCUGCGCAGACCUAGUUUACAGUAUGCACCAUGUAGAUCUCUUGCUCGCGACGCUGGAAGACCUCUUUCGUCGAAACAACGACUUGUACGUUGUCUGGGCACAGAAUCCAAACCACGAUCCUUUAGCGUGGGGUAUGUGCAAGCGACAGUUGCGUGAAAGAUACGAGGUCACAAAUUUAUGGCCGGCAUUCGAGCAAGGACUAGGAAUAGCCUCCUCUCGCCAAAGCUCUAUUGGGAAGCGAGGAUGCUUUGAGAAAUAUUUUGACCGGGAUGUAAGCACAAGCGAUGGAAUCAGCUGCGGAGCAGCUGGCCACGACGAAACUAGUACUAGUUCGCUCGAUCUGCUCGGCAUUCGUAUCUCACCCGCAGAUGUGGAUCGGGUCGUGUGUGCGUAGAAGUUUAUGGAGUCUCUUCGAGAUAACCCUAGUAACUAUAACAGAACGUGUGUAAGUAAGACGGUUCGAGUACUUCAUCCGGCAUCUUGGCCUUGACCAAGGGUUUUCUGGUUUCUUGUUGUCUUUGAUCGACAUAUAUUUUGUCUCAUACUGCAAGGCGACCGCGGCCGACAAAUCUCCCCGUCCUAGUUUCUUCCCCAUAGCGUAUUGUGAACAUACAACGUAUCCAUACUAAGAAAGCGACUCGCGAGGACGACGUCACCGAGUCACUUAGCGACGGUUUUCCCGAAUCAUGUUUGAUAUCGCACGAAUGCGUGCUCACGAAGGCAUCUGC